Messenger RNA from Prorocentrum cordatum, 1380 nucleotides. The record is from the annotation of a GenBank genome assembly. Lineage: Eukaryota; Dinophyceae; Prorocentrales; Prorocentraceae.
AUGGGGCAGAGGGCAGCCGCUCUCCGGGCAGGGCAGCCGCCCGAGGCGGGCGAGGCCGCCCUCGGGCAUCCUGCCGACGGGCUGCCCGGUCCUGUGCGUGUGAGGGCCCAGGCAGGCGAGUACUCGAAGUUCGUGUUUCUCUCGGGAGCGGGCCUGCUAGAUGUGAACGGCACUUACGAGUUGGCAACGCCGUUUGCCCGUGCAGAGGUGUUCGUCAAGAACUCGAUCGAGUUGGGCAUGAUUUACAUUCGCAUUGGAGUGUUCGGGAGUAGCGAUGUCUUGAAGUUCAGUGUAAAGAGCAGAGAGGUCACCCUGGGGCAAGCCACGCUGGAGCAUAGCAAGAUUUACCCCAAGGGGUUCAUUGGAGAUAUUCCCUUGAAUAUGCCAGGCUGGACCUUGAAGGGGUCGACGCUGAGCCUCUGCAUCACUCCAUCGGACCAGGAGGUUCCCGGUAUUCAUUGCGAAGUCACCAAGGGCGCUGGCAGGGUCGGCCUCGGUGCCCCGCGCUGUGCCCUGGCGCACUGGCUCGACAAGAGGCAGCAAGUCCUUGGCGACAGGGCCUUGGCCAGCGUCCAGGAGGCCAUCGCGGCUGCCAAGUCGCCGACAGCUUACUCUCGCCGCGGCCUCAUGCGGUCACACGUUGCUGCGCACGUACUCCGAGGAUGACGGGCUCACUGGUGCGCUCGGGCGUGGCCGUAGGCAUCUGAGCUGUGCCGCGUUAGUCGCCCGUUCCUCUUCGUUGCCCGUCCGCCGCCCGCCCUUUUCCACCUGCCCUCUUCUUUUCCACGGUUCGGAUUGGCUUUUUCUCCUCGUUCCUCGCUGCCGCUGGUGUCACUACGCCGCGUAGUGAUUGGAGGCGUCUCGCCGCCACGGCUGCACCCGCCUAGAAACGCUCCAGCAUGGGGGGACAUGCCCGACCUGAACCUAAACCAUUGUGGCCACGUUCCGACUGUAUCACCCCCGUUCAUUCGGCCGCCAGCCCGCUGUUUUCCAUUUUGAGUCGCCUCCGCUCCGCUCCGGCUGCUCGGGGCGCCGGCGGCUGCAAGCGUCGGCGUCGGGUGGGCGCCAGGUUUCGGGCUCGGAUUCCUCGAGCGAUUUGAUCUAAGUCGGGGAGCCUAUUCGUGGCCGAGACUCGCCGUGGCCAGAAAAGCUCCUUCGUUUCUUCUUCAGUGCCCCAUUAUGAUAGCACGAUGGGUGUAGGGGUACCAUGCCCCGCCGAGCAGCAGUAUCGCUGGCUGGCGGCGGCAUGAUUUGCCCUGUGGAGGAUGUCACACGCUAGCCGGCCGUCAGAGGUAUUUCCCGUCGGGGGUCUUGCCAAGCUUGUCCCCGCUUGCUCGGCCUUGCCCUCAGCUCAAGCCGUGCGUCAGGAGGGGGAGGGGC